Grus americana (Whooping crane) is the source of this 852-nucleotide messenger RNA. It is a transcript of the gene FOXR1, whose product is annotated as forkhead box R1. Gene Ontology annotation, molecular function: DNA-binding transcription factor activity; sequence-specific double-stranded DNA binding. The transcript has 5 exons. The record is from RefSeq and is a predicted model, not a curated record. The coding region runs from base 1 to 852 and encodes 283 amino acids. NCBI's taxonomy places the organism in Eukaryota, Metazoa, Chordata, Aves, Gruiformes, Gruidae. Gene Ontology annotation, biological process: regulation of DNA-templated transcription. Gene Ontology annotation, cellular component: nucleus.
AUGGCAGAGGAGCUCAAACUCACCAUCACCACUGAAGAGCUUCUGCAAGAACCUGGCAUUCAGCCCCAUCUGUGGAUGUGGGUAAACCCCAGCCUGGUCUGCCCCAUCCCUGGGAGCCCUGGCGUAGACCCGGCCAGAUCCGACAGCCCGGUGGCCUCGUUUGCUGGUGCCACAGAAACCUCCUCUCCAAACACAUCCUGGGACUACUCCGACCGGGACGGCUCCGAGGAGGAUGCACUGUUAUCCUCCAGCGAGGCCGGAAAGCUUACUGAGGAUGAAGAUGCUUCAUGUGUGAACACCCCGGUUCCUCAGGAGAUGCCAGAAGCUCCGGAACUCAAGGCGAUGCCGACGCCUUGGAAAUCUGCGGUCCUCCGACCUCAGAGCUUGAAGCUCAAAUGCCCCAGGCAGACGAGCACCAAAAUCGAGGGAGGCUGGCCCCGUCCCCCCCUUAAUUACUGCAUCCUCAUCACCCUCGCCCUGUGCAACAGCACAAGUGGCAGUCUGACCGUACAGCAGAUCUACCAGUUCACACGGUACCCACUCUUCUCCCAGUUCCUAGUGCAGAACGAGGGGAAGCGGGACGAUGAGGGGCAGCACUUCCCAUUUUUUCAAACGGCCCCAGAGGGCUGGAAAAACACGAUCCGACACAACCUGUGCUUCAGCAGCUGCUUUGAGAAAACCACCGGCUUCGUAUGCGGUGAGGGAAACCGCAAGUCCUGCCUGUGGAAACUGACUCCAGAAGGACACAGAAAGUUUCGGGAGGAAGCACAGGUCCUGCCCAAAGAGGCUCUUGACUUGGUGCGCCAAAGCAUGAGCGAACCGGAUCUCAUGAGAUCUCUGUUUGGCCUAUGA